This is a messenger RNA of Zophobas morio, 2937 nucleotides long. RefSeq names its product N-acetylneuraminate 9-O-acetyltransferase. The coding region runs from base 423 to 2816 and encodes 797 amino acids. The transcript has 6 exons. The record is from RefSeq and is a predicted model, not a curated record. Lineage: Eukaryota; Metazoa; Arthropoda; Insecta; Coleoptera; Tenebrionidae.
UAAUUAUUAUUACUUUAUAAACUGCGGCGAUGUGACGUGUAGCGAAGAGAUCGGAAAGAUAUUAGGUGGCGGUCACAAGUGAAAGUAUUGCUCUAGUCAGUUUAGCCAUGAAACACCGACUAUUGCCUGGAAUCCUGGAAACUGGAAUCUACAAAUCAGGAAUUGACAGGAUUUACAGGACUCUGUCUCUGUGGUCAUAAACGACCUUCUUCCGCGUUUGUGGUUUUUGCCGUCGCGUUCAAAAUACUCCAUAUGUCAGUUGGUCGCGCUAGGUACCAACUACUGAUAACAAAAUUUCCAUGUGAUUAAUCCACCAAAACUGCGGCGACAAUAAAAUGACAGUUCCCAAUUUGUCAAGAAAAAUUUAUAAAUUCUCAUGUGACUAAAGUAGAAUGUAGUAAUCAAGUUUUGAAGAAACUAUUAUGAGCAGUGAUAAAUCUCGGAUAGAAAAAAUUAUAGAUCAAAUUAACGCUUCUAAUGCCAAGAAAAUUGCACUCUUGUUAGUGAUAGGAUUUGCGUGUUAUCAUGGAAUUCUUCAUGUUAGAUACGGAACGAAUUCUUGCAAAUGGUUAUUGUCUGAUGGUCGAUAUAAAGGUGACCAAGAAUGGCAACCCUAUGGAUGUAUGCUGCAUAGGUAUACGAAAAUUGAUACCAGAAAAUGUUUACGUUACAUAGCAUUUUAUGGUACCAACACCCACUUUGUGUUUAUGGGCGAUAAAAGAGUUCAAGAUUUGUACGUGACAUUUAUUAAUCACCUCCUAGAAGAAGAUGCAGAGGUUUUGCGCUCACCACAAGAACUUGCAAAAAAUUUAACCCACAUAGAUAACAAGUUAAAAUUAAAAGUUGAAUUUUUUGGAAUGCCCUUUAUUUCUAAACAAAUGAUUGAUAAAUUCAGACAGUGGCAAGUAUCUAAAGAAUCUCCAUCUAUUAUAAUUGCUGGGUGUGCACUAGAAUCCAUUAAAUUAUCAAAUGCUUCCCUUGCAACUGUUGAAGAAUAUAAAAUUAAUUUAACACGACUUGUUCUGCCUAUCAACCAUCUACACAAGAAAAAAACAAAAGUUCUGUGGGCACUGCAAGAACCAAUUAAUCCAGAAAAACUUUUACCAGAGCUGCAUAUGAUCAGUAACAAUGUGAUUAAUUUAUACAACAAGGCUGUUAUUGAGAUUUUGCAUUUUUCUGAAGCAGAAUUAUGGCGAAGUAUUAAACUGGUUGGAGAAGGUAUGAUGUCAGAAAGUCCGAAUGGUAUAUAUUUAACAGCAAGGCCUUUACAAUAUGACAUUCAAAUUCUUAUUAAUAUGUAUUGUAAUGAUUACAUGAAUUUUAAUGAUGGUACAUGCUGCAGUUCCACUGAAUCUUACACAACGUUACAAAUUGUCACAUUUGUGAUACUUUGCAUGUGUGUAACUGUUGCUGUGAUAAUGAUAUUCUACCGAUUAAUCAUGAAAUGGAGAGGUCGGCCUAUCCAUGAAUACAGUGCGUUACCUGAAAAUGAACUCCAGAAUCAAUCACCCGCUCCCGGCAGCUACUAUAAUCUCUUCAUUUCACUGGCGAAAAUGGCUCUAAUAAUGACAUAUUUUUUUGUGUGUGACCGCACCAAUUUCUUUAUGAAAGAGAAUAAAUACUACUCUGAAUUUAGUUUCUGGCUUCCAAUAGGCUACAUCACUGUUUUAGGUUUAUUUUUUACAGAAGAUAGUAAAUAUACCAAAGUAUUGCAUCGUGAUCAGUUGAAUGAAUGGAAAGGCUGGAUGCAAGUUGUCAUUUUAGUGUAUCACAUUACGGGAGCUAGUCGCAUCUUGCCUAUAAACAUGCAUAUUAAAGUGUUAAUAUCUUCGUAUUUAUUUUUAUUAGGUUAUGAACAGUUUUGUUGUGUUUGGCGUCGUGGCGAUAUCGGUAUAGUAAGUUUUUUUCGAGUUCUAUUCCAGUUGAAUUUUAUGACUGUAACACUGUGUUUAUGUAUGAAUCGGCCGUAUCAGUUUUAUUACUUUGUACCGUUGCUUUCAUUCUGGUAUUUAAUGACAUACUGCUUCCUCGCUUUUCCACCUCAUAUAACAGCCCAAAGUUCAGAAAACAAUGUAAUGCAAUACUUUUAUUUACUUAUUAAAUUUAUUGUAUUAUUUACCGUUAUUACCAUAUUGUUUAUGUCGGAAGUAUUCUUUGAAAAAGUAUUUGUUACUAGACCGUGGAAAGCAUUAUUUGUUACGACAGACGACGACAUUAGAGAAUGGUGGUUUAGAUGGAAACUAGAUAGGUACUCUAUAAUGUAUGGAAUGAGUUUCGCUCUCAUUUUACUGUUGGCACAAAGGUAUAACAUUUACGAUGACAACAAUCACAGUAAUUUAUUUUCAAGAGGUUUAGCUUUAACUGGUACUUUAGCAGCAAUAAUUGGUAUAGGCUGUUACAUCUUCAUCACGUUUUUAUGUUCUACUGAAUUAGAAUGUAGCGAAAUUCAUUCUUAUAUUACUUUUAUACCUAUUGUAGGGUAUAUUGUUCUGCGAAAUAUUUCUGGUGUGUUAAGGACAAGAUAUUCAAGUUUAUUUGCUUGGUUUGGCGAAAUUUCGUUGGAACUGUUCAUUAGUCAAUACCACAUUUGGCUAGCGGCCGAUACUCAUGGUGUAUUGGUACUUAUUCCGGGUUAUCCCGUUUUAAAUGUCAUGAUUACAUCUUUUAUAUUUGUAUGUGCUUCUCAUGAAGUUCAUCGUUUAACCAAAGUAUUGUUGCCAUAUGCUGUACCAUCUGACUGGAAAUGUGUGUUGCGAAACUUUAUAUUAUUUUUGGCAGUUUUAGUACCUAUUGGAAUAAAUGACGGUAUGUUUUAAGUAAUAUUAAAGUAUAUUUUGUAUUUUUAAUAACGCACUUAUUUGCGUACUGUACAUAUGUUUUUACAUUUAUAAUGUUCCAUGUAGAAGUUAACGAAUAAAAACGUUUUUGUAAACUAAA